Drosophila takahashii is the source of this 1131-nucleotide messenger RNA. RefSeq names its product doublesex-Mab related 11E (gene dmrt11E). Gene Ontology annotation, biological process: regulation of transcription by RNA polymerase II; sex differentiation. Gene Ontology annotation, cellular component: nucleus. Gene Ontology annotation, molecular function: RNA polymerase II cis-regulatory region sequence-specific DNA binding; DNA-binding transcription factor activity, RNA polymerase II-specific. The record is from RefSeq and is a predicted model, not a curated record. Lineage: Eukaryota; Metazoa; Arthropoda; Insecta; Diptera; Drosophilidae.
AUGCACUUUCACCAAAGUCAGAGUCCAAACAAAGAUGUGCGGAUGGGAAGGAGCCAGCGAUUAGCAGCCAAUGGCAGGCGAGGUCCGGCCGAUACCAAUCCCGAUCCCUCAGAUGCUCGGAUGCUACGUGUGUGUACCUCGGAUCCCCUGGGAGACCGAGACCACUUGACGCUGCCAGACUGUCUGACGCUGGCGACAAGUAGCCAGUGUUUAAAUGUUCGCGCCCCGGUCCGCAGCCUUUUAGUCGAUCAGCGAGUCAGGAUGAGCAAGGACACGAGUGUUACAGUUACUAGGAUUUGCCAGCGGGAGCGACGUCUUCUGAGGACGCCCAAAUGCGCCAGGUGCCGCAACCACGGGGUCAUCUCCUGUGUCAAAGGUCACAAGCGACUGUGCCGCUGGCGCGAGUGCUGCUGCCCCAACUGCCAACUGGUCGUCGAUCGCCAGCGGGUGAUGGCCGCCCAGGUGGCCCUGCGCCGCCAGCAGACGAUGGAGGCCCUGGAGGCCACCACCUCCUCCUCAGGAUCGAAGCACCCGGUGAAUGGCACGACCUCCGGCAGCGAGGGCGAGGAUUCCCUAGCCUCCUCUUCACCACCACCACCUCCGUCGGCUCAUCCACAAUCCCCAGCAUCUGUGACCAACUCCUCCUCCUCAUCAUCCGCCACCCGACAGGCCCUGAUGGCCCAGAAGAGGAUCUACAAGCAGAGAUUACGCAGUCUGCAGCAGUCCACGCUCCAUAUCACAGCUGCCAUGGAAGAGUACAAGCAGCGAUUUCCCACGUUCAGUUCGCCGCUGAUGGAGCGCAUGCGCAAACGACGGGCGUUCGCCGAUCCGGAACUGAACCACGUCAUGGAGGCGACGCUGGGCGGGAACGCUUUGUACUUUGCCACCGUUGCCGCCGCCGUCCACCAGGAGCACCUAUAUCACCCAAUGCCGCCGACGAUAACGCCCUCUGUUCCGCCCACCUUCAGUCCUGAUGAUCAGAUGAUGAGGAACACCUCGGGAACAGCCUCCAUCUCCUCGAUCUCCGAAAAGAAGCCCAAGCUGAGCUUCUCCAUCGAGUCCAUCAUGGGCAUCAGCACGUAGUCCCCAUCCAAAAUACUCUCUGUACAUAGCCCUAGAAUUAGACGAUCU